CCCACACACACACACACACACGCUCAGAGCAGCCAUGUGGGGCCUCGUUGCUGCCGGCUGUGUCUUCUUCCCCGGACUCUUCGUGCUGUGCAAACAGACCCUGAAGCUGUGGAUGGGAUGCAGAGACGGGGACGCCACCAUGGUGUCCACGCGUGUCGUGUCGUCCCUCCAGGCCAUUAUGGCGUCAUCAGCUGGAUGUGUGAUUGUCUCGUCCUGCCGGGACGUCCUGGAGGACAGACAUUGGCUGACCGAAGCCUACAUCCUGUUUGCCACGCCCUACUUUGCCUACGACAUCUACGCCAUGUUCCUGUGCUACUGGCACAGGUUGCAGGUCAAAGGUCACGAGGAGGGGCAGGUGGGGGGGGUAGUCGGGUCAAAGCGAGCCGCUGCGGUGGGUUACCUGCGCAGGGAGAAGCUCAUGGUGCUGCAUCACGUCUUUAUGGUGGCCUUCUGCUUCCCCGCAUCACUGCUGUGGAGGGGGGGUCGAGGGGACUACUUCCAGGGUGUCCUCUUCCUGGCUGAGCUCAGCACUCCGUGUGUCUGUCUGACCAAAGUUCUGAUCCAGUUUAAGAAGCAGCACACUCUGCUGCACAGAGUCAACGGUGUCCUGAUGCUGCUGCUCUUCUUCUUCUGCAGAGUGUUGCUCUUCCCGUACCUGUACUUCUCCUACAGCCGCUACGCCUCUGUCCCGCUGCACCUGGUGCCCCUGCUGGCCCCGUGGCAGUGUAACCUGGGGGCCGCUCUGCUGUGGCCCCUGCAGCUCUACUGGUUCACGCUCAUCUGCAGAGGAGCCCUCCGCGGGCAGAGGACGGGUCUGGAACCAGAGAAGACCUGACGAGACCUCAGGAGACCUCAGGAGACCUGAGAGGGAGAACGGGAAGCAGCAUGUCUCCUGUGAGAGUAUUCGUGUUGAGGUGUGAACUCCAGAGAGCAGGUCUCUCUCCCACUGUCUUAUAUAACGUUAUAACACUGUUGUUUUCAGAUAUUUUAUAUGUUCAGGUAAAUAACAAUAUUAA
Molecule: messenger RNA, 1016 nt
Organism: Pungitius pungitius (ninespine stickleback)
Lineage: Eukaryota; Metazoa; Chordata; Actinopteri; Perciformes; Gasterosteidae
Product: ceramide synthase-like
Exons: 6
Coding region: 35-835 (266 amino acids)
Biological process (GO): ceramide biosynthetic process; lipid homeostasis
Cellular component (GO): endoplasmic reticulum; membrane
Molecular function (GO): sphingosine N-acyltransferase activity
Source: RefSeq, a predicted model, not a curated record